This is a messenger RNA of Rhizophagus irregularis DAOM 181602=DAOM 197198, 955 nucleotides long. NCBI's taxonomy places the organism in Eukaryota, Fungi, Glomeromycota, Glomeromycetes, Glomerales, Glomeraceae. The record is from RefSeq and is a predicted model, not a curated record.
UAGGCGGAAAGUUUUGCUGGAAAUAUAUGGAAUACACAAACUUCUAGGAAAAUAUGGAAUUUCCGAACUUCCAGGAAUAUUUUUUUCCAGGAAUUUUCCAAGACUAUAUCACUUACCUAUAAUCGAAUAUAUGUCCAGCCAACCAAAUUUCAACGAACACUAUAAGAAUUUGCUUGAUCAGUUACCCCCAUCCAUGAAAAAGGAUGUAUGGUUACGCCUUACAAACCGCAAAAAUAGACCAUUAUCUGAGGAGCAGGUUAGGGGUAUCCAUCCGGACAUUGAGGAGUUGCUUACUAGGGAGGUUAAUAGAUACUUUAAUAAAAAAAAUCGCCAGAAGAUUAAGAUUGAAGCAAAUACCUCUUCCGAUGGUUCUAGUACAUUAUCCCGGCUGGAUGGAUUUGAGAAACAGUUAGAGGAACGUGAGCUUUGUGUACAGCAACGGGAAAAUAAUAUUAAGAAAACUAUUGAUGCUCAGGUUGCUGAGGAACGCAAACGUCUAAAAGAUGAAUAUGAUGCUCUUAAGUCUCGUCUGGAGAGUGAAUAUAAUAAUUGUAUGCUAGAAGAGCAACAGAAAUCUAGCUCGGCUGACUUGGAGAGGCAAUACAAAUCUUGUAUCUCCACUUUGGAUAAAGCUAAUGCUGUAAAAGAUAAGGAGAUUGGCAGGUUAUCAGCAUCCCUAUCCCGAUAUAAGAAUGAAAUAAAGGAUCUUAAACAUGUCCUUUCUUCGGUUAAAAAAACUAUCAAGACAUUGGAUGAUAUUAUCUAUUCUAAAGACCAAACAAUUAUUGCCUAUUAUGAUGGAAUCUGUUCUAUCAAUCCUGACUGUAUAGAUAAUACUAUAGAGCCAACUAUCUUUUAUGAAAAAGAAGCCAAAGUAUUGUGGACUAGAUGGCAUGAUGACGCUAAAGAUGAUCUAAACAUCCGAAAAAAAUAUACUUUUCGAACUCUUGUCUAG